Molecule: messenger RNA, 1801 nt
Organism: Acanthochromis polyacanthus (spiny chromis)
Lineage: Eukaryota; Metazoa; Chordata; Actinopteri; Pomacentridae
Gene: fads6
Product: fatty acid desaturase 6
Exons: 6
Coding region: 376-1452 (358 amino acids)
Biological process (GO): lipid metabolic process
Cellular component (GO): membrane
Molecular function (GO): oxidoreductase activity, acting on paired donors, with oxidation of a pair of donors resulting in the reduction of molecular oxygen to two molecules of water
Source: RefSeq, a predicted model, not a curated record
CCUCCUCGCUGCCUCGUCUUUCCCAGGACGUCUGCCAAGAUUACGAGCUGAGGGGGGAGGAGGGGGGACGAGGGAGUUAGAGAGAGCAGCCGACACAAAGGAGGAGAGAGAGGAGGGGAGAGAGACAUUCACAAUGCAUGAGACACCAGAGAGGAGGGAGUUCUAGCAGCAGGUUUCUGGAUGCAGCCUCACAUCUUAAUACAUUCCUGCUCUGGGAGUCAGCUGACGGAGGUGAGGAGGUCCAGCAGCAGCAGAAAGGGGGCCGGCCUUCCUCCUCCUCCUCGCCUGGAAGGACUUUUGCAAUGCUGACUUUGCCCGGCGGACUUUGUGCUCCGGCUGCAGCGUUCAGGACUCAUUGGCUCUGAGCUCGGCGGCAUGCAGGACGUCCCGGAGGAGUGGACGGAGGACGGGGGGACGGGGGAGAGGAGCAGGAGGACGAUGGGGGAGCCGGAGGUGAAGGGUGAGGAGACCCUGAUGAUGGAGCUGACCAGGCUGGUCCAGAAGACGGUGAAGGAGAGCAGCUGGUGGGAGAGGAGGGGAGUCGACUGCAGCAUCCUGGCAGCAGCGUUCGUCAGCCUGCCGCCCGCCUUCUUGUUACUUGGCUCCUCCCACUUCCUGUGGUUUUCGGCGGGCAUGCUGCUGAUGGGCGUGGCUCACGGCAUCAUCACCGUCAAAGGGACUCACCUGGCCAGCCAUGGGGCACUGAGCGAGUCUCAGGCCUGGGCCAAGUUCUGGGCCGUCUUCUUCAUCGAGGUCUGCGGCUCGUUCUCGGCUCCGGCCGGCGUUAAGGGUCACAUCAAGAUGCACCACGCUCACACCAACGUCAUCGGCCUGGGCGACUCCAGCGUCUGGAAGGUGCCUUUCCUGCCUCGGUCCAUCUACCUGUUUGUCGCCCCGCUGGCCGUCCCCAUCAUCACCCCGCUGGUCGCCCUCGCUCACCUCAGGGGUCACUCGGCGGUGCUGGUGUUGAGGACCGUCGCCAUGGUAACGCUGGGCCUGUAUUCCCAGUACUGGCUGCUGAUCAACGUCUCUGGCUUCACGUCGCCGCUCAGCGCUCUGCUCUGCAUGCUGGUCUGCAGGGCCAUGUUCUCCGUUCCCUACAUCCACGUCAACAUCUUCCAGCACAUCGGUUUGCCGAUGUUUUCUCCGACUCGCCGUCCCAAGAGGAUUUACCAGAUGACCCACGGAGUCCUGAACCUUCCUCGUAACCCGCUGCUGGACUGGAUGUUCGGACACUCGCUGAUCAACUGCCACGUGGAGCAUCACCUCUUCCCCUUCCUGUCCGACAACAUGUGUCUGAAGGUGAAGCCCGUCGUGUCCAAGUACCUGACGGAGAAGCAGCUUCCCUACCAGGAGGACGGCUACCUGUCCAGGCUGCAGCUCUUCUUCAACAGGUACCAGGAGCUCAUGGUGUUCGCUCCGCCCAUCACCGAGCUGGUCGGCGUCCAGUGACGAAAGAGGAGGAGGAAGAAACCGUUUGGACUCUGAAGCACAAACGUUUCAGCCUCCGGAGUUCAGGUUUGAGCCUCGGACACACAGAACAGACUGAAUCAGCGUUCCGAUGAAUUAAUGAAUAUCCUGCACUUCUAGAGACGAUUUAACACAAAGAUGCACCAACCACUGAGCUGAUUGUGAUCAUUGGGAGCACUUGAACUGACCUGGGGUCUGUCUCAUGAAGCAAAUACAACCAGGUUUACUGAAGCUUCUCCCUGCUGAUUUACUAUUAACCUGCAGUAAGAUUCAGAGUUUAACCCUCGUGUCGUCCUGCGGGUCAAAAUUAACCCGUUUUAAAGUUUGAAAA